UGAGUUUAAUUGGUUACGAACGAAACGAGCGUUAAGUCGUGUUUGUUUUCUCUAAUUGUGAGGGCUCCCGUACGGUGUGCGCUAUUGAAUUGUUUCGGUUAUCGGUGAACGUUGAGUUGACUCUUUGAGCCCUGCUUAGUUCGAAAGAAUCGUCUGACGCAGGUGUAAAUGCUAAUCGGUUUUUGUGUAUAUCUAGUGACCUGUCGCCCGUGGUGUCGUGUUUUAAUUGCUCUUGGGUGUUCGUGCCAAUAAACAAUUGAUUUUGUGUAAAGUGAUAAGACCUAAAUUGGCGCAUGGCGAGUUGGAAAUGGAUUCGAGUUGUCCACAAUAGAAUUUGUCCAGAACGAAAAAGAGUUUCAUCCAGCAAUAACACAGAAAAAGGCACACUUUUCGCCGGCGUGUGCAUGUGGUAAUUGCAAACAAUUGAGGCGGUCGCGCGGAAGCAAUGAACCCCAGAAAUGGGUUAUUUUGGCAUUUAGCUCUGCUUUUAGUGGCAACAUGCAGUUGGCGCCAAGGAAGUGGCCGAGAAUCACAAUUGAGGGUUGGCAAAGCCCUCAAUGUGUUUGUGCGAUUCGGUUAUUUGGGCAUAUCAAUGCGAGUAAUACCCACCAAUGAUACAGCAGAAGAAGUGCGAUGGCUUUUCAAGGAGCCCACCAGAAACAUUUACAAGGAUGUUCACAAUUAUGCUGAAAACAAUGAGCAAAAUACACCUGGGAUUUUCCAUGGCGACUUCCACAUGGAAUUCUGCGACAAUCGGCGUCAGUUGUAUCAAGCCUAUUUUCGAGACUUUACAAUUGAACGUUUGGAUAGGCCAUGGGAAGCAUUCACGGGUGGUUGGUUUCCCGACAACGCAGCUAAGAAAUUGGGUAUAAACACAUCCUUCAUCCAAGGCGACUACUCGUACGUGUUGGUAAGGGUGGUACGUUUCAGAGAGACCGGUAAAUUUAAAUCGGAUCUGCCACUGAAUUUGACCCUGGAAAACGAUGUUCGAGAGCGAAUGAACGACAUCGUAACUGGAAAUGUGACGACAGCUGUGAAAUUUUUCGAAAAUGUUGGCACUCAUUACAUUAAUUCGUAUACCACCGGCAAUUCGCUAUAUCAGGUUUUCGUAUAUAACCGACAAAAUUACCAAAUGAUUAAGGAGCGUAUCAAAUCCAAGGGAAUCAAUUCGUUGUCAAAACAAGAUCUUUAUCAUUUCUUUGCCCCGUGGUUUGCGGAACAUCUGGGCCAAAUACGUUCGGCCAGUGCCAACAACACCGUCGAACGAUGGGCUCGCCGAAAACUGCAGUACGAAUAUUUGCUGGUAAAAUAUGUCACCCUGCUGAAGUUGCACGGCAAUGGCACCCUACUGCGUACCCUGGACACGUUGUUGGGCAAUGACGCAAUACUGCAAUUAGAUUUGAAAUCCCUCAACGUAAUAUUUCAUAAUGACCCCGAGAAACAAAACUGGUUCCACGAAGUCCUGGACAAUCACAUGGAACUCUGGGAGGCCAAUAUGCCGCAGAACUGACGUGUGAUUGGCAUACUGUUUAUGUUAUAGUUCCUACUGUUCCUGCCGCUAAGAGCCUGUAGCUGUAACACCUGCAACAGGGAAUGGAUUUCAAUUUAGUUGGCUUAGUUUAAGGUAUUGUUUUUGUCGUUUUAAGAACAGUUCAACACGUUCUAAUGCCUGUGAUAGUUUUUCUAGAACCGUAUUUAAUAAUUAACUACUGUCGUAAUCUAAAUAUUAGUCCACGGCGCACGACAUAUGUAUGUAUGUAUGUAUGUAUGUAUGUAUGUAUGUAUGUAUGUAUGUAUGUAUGUCUGCCAUAGAAUUUAAAUCCAAAAGCCAAUGUAACGAAAAAAUGCUAGAUUCGAAGUUGUAUCUGAAACAAAGUGUAGAUAGUCGUUUGAAUAGUAAAAAUGUUUAAUGAUAGUCAUAUAUUCAAGUUUAUAUGUAUGUAUGUGAAUGUAGUUAAGUAUGUAUGUGUUAAGAUUAGCUUACAACUUACUGAGGAUUUUAUAUAAUUGCAGUGCAUGCGAGCAUAAACUUAUAUGGUCGCAUUCACUGAAUUCAUGAAAAUACAUGGGAAAUACGUAGAA
Molecule: messenger RNA, 2082 nt
Organism: Musca domestica (house fly)
Lineage: Eukaryota; Metazoa; Arthropoda; Insecta; Diptera; Muscidae
Gene: tsl
Product: torso-like protein
Exons: 4
Coding region: 446-1510 (354 amino acids)
Source: RefSeq, a predicted model, not a curated record